AUGGUAGCCAUCAGCCCAACACUCGAUUUGACCAAUGCCAACUGGGACCGUUUCAAGGAUAUUCUCGAUGACUCUCUCUCCAACUAUGACGAACCUGAUAACAUCAGAAAGGAUAAAUCCUAUAUCGAUGAUAAAAUAACUUUUUGGUACAGGAUGAUCAAAGAAGCCAUAGAACUUUGUAUACCCCUCAAAACUUUCAGGAUCUUACCAUAUUCUAAAGAAACAGAGAAUCUUAAGCAAUUACAAUAUUGCUAUAAACAAGCCCUAGUUUUAAUUAAUAAUCAUGGCCCAUCACAGCAGCUAUUAGAAUACUUACAAAAUAUUAAAGAAAGAAUUAAAAUAGAAGCUAAGGAACUCAUAAAUUCGACUUGGGAGACACUUCUAAAUAAAAUCGAAGGAAUCUACAGAGACCCAGGAAAGUUCUGGAAAAUGAUCAGAAGGCUUCUGGGUUCAGAUACGGAGCCUACAGCUUACAUACUCCAUAACAACAGGAAGAUCAUUUCAACCCCGGAUCAGGAACCAAUUUUCAGAGAAUACUGGUCUAAUAUCUUCAAAAUAAACCCAUGGGAGAAUCUAAGGUUUGACUUGCAACAUGAACAACGAGUGAUUGCAGCACUACAUGAACAUGAUGACCAAAUAAUACCAUACGACACGGUAGACCUUGAUAGAUUAGAUGUUGAAGACCAGUUUAUUAAACCAAUUCAACUGCAAGACAUCAUCAAAAUAAUCAAUAAUUUUAAAAACAAAGCACCUGGCCAUUCUAGAGUAAACAAAAUUAUUAUUAAGCAUCUUCCCAACUCCAUGCUGGUCUUCCUAAGAGUCAUUUUCAAUGAAACCAUAAGUAUGGGCUACUGGCCAGACUUUUUCAAGAAAGCACUACUUCCCUUUGUGGGGAAAAAGGGUAAAGAUCUAACUACUGUUUCAAACUAUAGACCAAUUUCCCUUCUAGAAAUACCUGGUAAGAUCCUUGAAAAAAUCAUUCAGAUAAGGUUUAAUGAGUUCCUUGAAGAUAAUCUACUAACCAAUAAUAAUCAAUAUGGGUUUACUCAAGGCAAAGGAACUCAGCUUGCAUUAACUAGACUAUAUGAGUUCAUAGCAGUCAAGAAGAGCUUAGGACACGGCUGCAACCUUAUCUCUAGGGAUGUCAGUCGAGCCUUCGAUAAAGUCUGGCAUGACGGUCUAAAAUACAAACUUUUGGAGGCGCAAUUGCCAGAUUUACCAACCAGACUGCCAUGUAACUUUCUUGACAACCGUGUGGCAAGAAUUAAAAUUAAAGACUUCAUAGGACCAGAGUUCCAGUUACAGUCAGGGGUCCCUCAAGGUAGCAUUCUCAUCCCCAUCACUCUACAACUUUUACAUUAA
This is a messenger RNA of Macrobrachium nipponense, 1362 nucleotides long. RefSeq lists its product as uncharacterized. The record is from RefSeq and is a predicted model, not a curated record. The transcript has a single exon. The coding region runs from base 1 to 1362 and encodes 453 amino acids. Lineage: Eukaryota; Metazoa; Arthropoda; Malacostraca; Decapoda; Palaemonidae.